CAAUCGACGCACUCAUAUGUUUUUUGUAGCAAACUUUCAUCUCUAGCUAAGAAUACACGUGCAGUGCAAAGAAAGCUUGACAAAAUGAGCGACGACGAGUCUAGCGAUGGUAUGGAGGAUUUGAAGGCGUUGAUGGCCAUUUACAAACAGCAUGACGAGUCGCAAGAGGAAAAGCCGCAGUCGGCCAAAGACGAAGUGGAAACUGGCUAUGUUGAAGUGCCUAUGGAAAAAGUGAUAUUCGGUGACAAGCAAACGUUUCUCAGCAAUCUAGCUAAGUCGGUGGGCAAAAAACGGCAGAAAGAUAAAGAAGAAAGUGAUGCGGACGAAGAUGAUGAUGACAAAGCGGACUUGGCAAAGAAACCCAAAGCAGCCUGGCACGAUUCCGAUGACGAAGAGCUCGAGGUGGGCGAAGUGAAACGGCAGACACGACAUACUGGACCCUUAAAUCAUUUGCGCAUGGACAAGUCAUACAAGGAGUAUUUAACGGCUCGCUUUCAACGCACCGUUAAUCAACCUAAAUGGGCAACGUUAAAGCCAAAGAAGGAGAACUCCGAGAGCGAAGAUUCCGAGGAUGAAGCACUACUGAAGACCGUUGGAUUCAUCGAUCACAAGGCUAAGACACGCGAACUGCGAGCCAAGAGCAUAUUCUUCAAGAGAGUCAAGGAUUUGAAUCGUGCCACAUACAGUGAAGGCGUCAUUAACAGUGUCCAGUUCCAUCCGACGAGCACCGCUGCCCUGGUGGCGGGUGAAAGUUAUCUGGCCACCAUAUACAGUGUGGAUGGACAAAAAAACGAGAAACUGCACAACAUACGCUUCCCAAAGUUCGCUAUUACUUGUGCCCGCAUCACGCCUUGCGGUACCAAAGCCUUCUUUGGCGCCAUGCAACGUCACUAUUACUCCUACGAUCUGCUCGAGGCCAAGGCGACCAAGCUGAAGAUGCCUUCGAACAUCAAUACUUCGCACAAGUUUGAGGUGUCGCCGUGUGGCAAAUAUAUUGUUACCAUGGGCGUAUUUGGUAAUAUUCAUGUGUUCACCACCAAUUCCAAUGAAUUGUUGCACACGUUCCAUCAGGAGGGACAAUUGCGUGGCAUGAGCUGGACGGCGGACUCGAAGCGUAUCAUUUGCUCCGGUUCCAGCUGCAAUGUGAAUGUGCUUUCCAUGCGAGAGUUGCGCAUCGAGCACACUUUCAUCGAUGAUGGUUGUAUCAAUGGCCGAGCAAUUGCAUUGUCACCAAAUCAACAAAUGCUCGCAACCGGCAGCAAUGAAGGCGUUGUCAAUAUUUACGACUAUGAGAACAUCUACAAAUCAGCGGCACCGCAGCCAGAGAAGCGCUUCAUGAAUCUGCAAACAGCAAUUGCUGAGCUGAAAUUCAAUCCCACGUCAGAGUUACUGGCAAUGGGAUCGCGUUUGGUGCCAAAUGCCUUGAAACUGGCGCAUUUUCCCAGCGCCACGAUCUAUUCCAACUUCCCGGGGCAACAGGAGGAUGUUGGUUAUGUCAACACCAUGGCAUUCUCACCGGGCAGUGGCUACUUUGCUAUCGGUUGCAAGGGAAAGAAGGCACCGUUGUUUAGACUUAAGCAUUUCAAGCACUAUUAACUAUUGUAGUAAACAAAUUAAAACCUAUUUUCUAUA
This is a messenger RNA of Drosophila albomicans, 1632 nucleotides long. RefSeq names its product U3 small nucleolar RNA-associated protein 18 homolog (gene wcd). Gene Ontology annotation, biological process: rRNA processing. Bases 85 to 1596 code for a protein of 503 amino acids. The record is from RefSeq and is a predicted model, not a curated record. Gene Ontology annotation, molecular function: protein binding. The transcript is spliced from 2 exons. Gene Ontology annotation, cellular component: Pwp2p-containing subcomplex of 90S preribosome; small-subunit processome. NCBI's taxonomy places the organism in Eukaryota, Metazoa, Arthropoda, Insecta, Diptera, Drosophilidae.